Messenger RNA from Vicia faba (fava bean), 375 nucleotides. The record is from the annotation of a GenBank genome assembly. NCBI's taxonomy places the organism in Eukaryota, Viridiplantae, Streptophyta, Magnoliopsida, Fabales, Fabaceae.
AUGGAUAUUUCAGUGUUGCUCAAUUUCCUCCAAGACAAUCCAGAUACUCUUAUUCCUUCUCCAUGGCAACAAUUUCUUGAUGUUGAGACUGGGAUAGUUUUCUACAAGCACAACGAAAAUGGAUUCUUAAUAUAUGAUUUUAGGCCAUUGGUCAAUAUUCGAAGAGGAAUCUUCUGGGACAACUCUUUGUGGUCCGCGUCUAUAGAUUGUUCUGAUACUCCACAAACGAUAACAAAUUUUCAAAAUUCAUAUGGUCUCUCAAGGGUUUAUCUUUUUCGCAUUACUUGUUGUGCUGACAUCACUAUUCAUUGUAUCGUGGACCAACCAGUGUUUCAAUGUAUGUUAUGUCGUUGUAUAGUUGGGCAACUUCCAUGA